AUGGCUUGGGCAGCGAAGACGGCAUGUGCCGUCGUGGCUUUGGCUGCUAUUGCACAGACCACACCUCUAGAUAAACAUAUCCAAGCUCGCCGUCUAUUGGGUUCUUCCUUUGGUAUGCCAGGUGAUGAUGCUACUUAUGACUACGUUGUUGUUGGAGGUGGAAACGCCGGUUUAGCUCUUGCUACGCGCCUCGUCGAACAGAAGGCUGGUACGGUUGCAGUUAUCGAAGCUGGGUCAUUUUUUGAGAUCGACAACAGCAACCUUAGUCAAGUACCAGCUCAAGCAGGUGCUUUUGCUGGGAAGGGUGACCACGAUUGGCAACCUUUGAUCGACUGGGGCUACAUGACAGCUCCUCAAGCUGGUGCAAAUAAUGAUUCGAUUCAUUAUGCUCGUGGUAAAGGACUUGGUGGUUGCUCAUCCAGGAACUACAUGGUAUACCAGAGAGGAACCAAGUCAUCCUAUAGCAUGUGGGCCGACCAAGUAGGAGAUGAUAGUUACCAGUGGGACAACUUCUUGCCGUACUUCCAGAAGAGCGUUAACUUCACUGCCCCGAACAUGGAAUUGAGGUCUUCCAACUCAACACCCGAGUAUGAUAUAAAUGCUUUCAGCACUAGCGAUGGACCACUUUCUGUGACUUUCGCCAAUUAUGCGCAAGCCUUUGGAACUUGGGCGCAGAAGGGCCUCGAACAGAUCGGUCUCUCUGUGAUCCCCGGUUUCCAAAGCGGUUCUCUCCUCGGCCAAUCAUACAGCAUGUUCACUAUCAACCCACAAACCGGGGUGAGAGACUCGUCCGAGACAUCUUUCCUUCAGAAGGCACUUAAUUACCCCGAAUACAUAGUAUAUCAGUCAGCUAUGGCUAAGAAGAUUGUUUUUGACGGUACUACGGCGACAGGUGUACUCGUCGACACAGAAGGCUUCGAAUAUACCAUAUCUGCCAGGAAAGAAGUCAUCCUUUCGGCCGGUGUAUUCGGUUCGCCUCAACUAUUACAAGCUUCCGGAGUUGGCCCUGAAGACCUCCUUAAAGAGCUUGGCAUUCCAGUUGUAGCUAACCGACCAGGUGUUGGCGAGAAUAUGCAGGACCACCUCUACUUUGGUCUUACUCACGCAGUUAAUGCUCCUACAAUUUCCAGUCUCUCCAACCCGGCUUUUGCUGCCGCCGCUGCCGCUGAGUUCAACGAGCGCGGAGGCGGUAUGUACUCCAAUCCCACAACUGACACUUUCGGAUGGGAAAAGGUCCCUGAGCCUCUCCGCUCUGAAAUUUCUAACGGCACCCUGGGCGUUUUAAACAGCUACCCUGAAGACUGGCCUGAGCUGGAAUAUGUUUCCCUCGGUGCUUAUAUUGGUGACCAAGAAGACUCCCGACACGGUGCCCCUACCGAUGGCCGCAACUAUGGUUCAAUGGUUGUCGUACUCAUCACACCACAGUCCCGAGGUACCGUCAAGAUCACUUCACCCGAUACCAGCGUUCAGCCGGAAAUCAACCCGAACUUCCUUGUCAACCGCGCAGAUCAGGAGGUGGUAAUCGCAGGAUUCAAGCGCGCCCGUGAAUUCUGGAACACAGAUGCCAUGUCCAACUUUUCUAUCGCUGAUGAGGUAUACCCUGGUCUCGACGUUAAGACGGACAGCCAGAUCCUAGAAGCUAUUAAGAAGAGCUACAACACCAUCUAUCACGGAUCAUGCACUUGCGCCAUGGGUCCCAAGGACAACGAGAUGUCGGUCGUAGAUAAUACGGCAAAGGUUAUCGGUGUUCAAAACUUGCGAGUUGUUGAUGCAUCCGCUUUCCCUCUUCUGCCUCCCGGUCACCCUAUGGCGACAAUCUAUGCCCUCGCUGAAAAGAUCGCCUGUGACAUAUCAGGCAACUGCUGA
Daldinia childiae is the source of this 1866-nucleotide messenger RNA. RefSeq names its product Versicolorin B synthase. The transcript is spliced from 4 exons. The coding region runs from base 1 to 1866 and encodes 621 amino acids. NCBI's taxonomy places the organism in Eukaryota, Fungi, Ascomycota, Sordariomycetes, Xylariales, Hypoxylaceae. Gene Ontology annotation, biological process: secondary metabolite biosynthetic process. The record is from RefSeq and is a predicted model, not a curated record. Gene Ontology annotation, molecular function: oxidoreductase activity, acting on CH-OH group of donors; flavin adenine dinucleotide binding.